CUCGCGCCAGCGGGUCUCCGGACGCGCCGCCGCCGCCGCCGCCGCCGCCGCCACCGCCGGGAAGGCAGCUGGCGCCGAGCAAGUUGCGAGCGCGCCUCUCGCCCAGGGAAAGUUUCCCCCGCGGCCGCCGAAGGGAGUUGGCGCGGGGUCUGGCCGCUGCCGCUGGAAGAGUUUCUCCUGACGCCACCAUCAGAAAGAGAGCUCAAGAAAAUAUUGACACCCCUGAAAGGAAGAAACACCGGUUGAAAGAGGUGGGCAUCUGUGGGACAGCCCCAAGCUAGCAGGGACCAGACCUCCAACCCCAUCAUCGAAGCAACGGGAACCCUUUGAAUUGGAACUAAAAACGACGAGCUGGGCCAGUAAGGAAGUAUCCAGGAACCCCUCUGACCAGGAGACUUCAUCCUGCUGACAUCGAAAGAACUGCCCAGGUGGAGCACCAUGGAAGGCGACUGUCUGAGCUGCAUGAAGUAUCUGAUGUUUGUCUUCAAUUUCUUCAUAUUUCUGGGCGGGGCCUGCCUGCUGGGCGUGGGCAUCUGGGUCAUGGUCGACCCCACCGGCUUCCGUGAGAUCGUGGCCGCCAACCCCCUGCUCAUCACGGGUGCCUACAUCCUCCUGGCCAUGGGGGGCCUGCUUUUCCUGCUCGGCUUCCUGGGCUGCUGCGGGGCCGUCCGGGAGAACAAGUGUCUGCUGCUGUUUUUCUUCCUGUUCAUCCUGAUCAUCUUCUUAGCGGAGCUGUCGGCGGCCAUCCUGGCCUUCAUCUUCAGGGAAAAUCUCACCCGUGAAUUCUUCACCAAGGAGCUCACCAAGCACUACCAGGGCAACAACGACACAGAUGUCUUCUCUGCCACCUGGAACUCCGUCAUGAUCACAUUUGGUUGCUGUGGGGUCAACGGGCCUGAAGACUUUAAGUUUGCAUCAGUUUUCCGACUCCUGACUUUGGACAGUGACGAGGUGCCUGAGGCUUGCUGCCGGAGAGAACCCCAGAGUCGGGAUGGGGUCCUGCUGAGCAGGGAGGAGUGCCUCCUGGGACGGGAACUGUUCCUGAACAAGCAGGGCUGCUACACGGUGAUCCUCAACGCCUUCGAAACCUAUGUCUACCUGGCUGGAGCCCUCGCCAUAGGGGUGCUGGCCAUCGAGCUUUUUGCCAUGAUCUUUGCCAUGUGCCUCUUCCGGGGCAUCCAGUAGAGGGUGUGGCCUGCAGCCUGAAGACUCACCCCGCCUACCACAGCCCAGCACCCAAUGCCCUCCCCUUCCCCGCACCCCUGCCUUCUUGGCCCCCCCCCUGGGGGGAGGAGGUGAGGCCAUCGUGAGUGGCCAGGAGAAGGGCCAGGGGAAAAUAGCUAUUUUUUUAACAGAACAAAAUGAAGACAAAAAUAUGGACUAAUGUAGCCCGUCUGGACUCCAGAGUGGGCGCCACGGGCCUGGCACCUGAACCCGGGAUGCAGUCUGGACUAGAGACCAAAGCAACACGAGGGCCAGGCCCUGCCCUCGGCCCACAGCCCCAGGCCUGGGCCCUCGACUCAUAACUUCAGGACCUGGUGCCAAGAAAAUAAGGAUUUAGGCAAGAAGGAGGUGAAAGGAAAUUUGUGGAGAGAGGUUGCCAAACCCCAGCGACCCCAAGGAGGCCCUGGUCCUCCAGGGAUGGAGUUGUCCCUGCCUCAGGCUGGGGCCAAGAGUGGGCUGCAGACACUGGAUCCAAGAAUGGCCCAGCUGGUAGGGUCCAUGCUUCCCCAUCUGUUGGGCCAGAUAAUCUGGAGCACCCAGAGAGGGACAGUUUCUUAUCCACACUCACACAGCACAUGCACGACAGUUCUGACCAAGAACCUGUCAUCUGCAGGCUGCCUGUCCCUCCUUCCAAGACUCUGUCGGUCCCAGCAGGCAUGCUGCUCCCACCCCUCUCUGGCCUCCGCGCCCUGGUUUCCGCAGAAGAGAGAGGGCAGGCUGGUCAGCAACUGCCUCUUCCCGGCUCCAUGGCGAAGACAGUUCUGGAUUCUGCCCUCCCUCCCACCUCCCCACGCUUUCUGUCAGUCCCAGGAACACACCCAUGUACACACAUCACAGCCUCUUUUUUCACACCGCCCCCCUCUCCCUGUUCUCCACUGACUCCCCGGCUCCCAGGACCGGAAGGAACCCCCAAGGUCAUCUGGUUCUCCUCUCCCCACUCAGAAUUGCAGCAUGGAUGUCUUCCGCAAGAUCCCCGCCAAGACUUCUCCGCCUUCUUCUUGCACAUCUCCAAGGACAGGGAGCUCACUACCUCCCAAGACAGGUUUCUGCCUUUGGACUGCUCUGACUUGAGCAUCAGCUCGAUACACGGAAGAGGUUUCUUGUUUUCUGUGGCUCUGUCCAUGACAUCCCACGUGCUCGCUCUUCUUACCGAAAUGUUAAGGCCACACAUGGUCCCCCCUAAGCCCCGUCAUCUCCAGAUCAGAGAACCCCGGGGCCUCUCAUCCUUUCUGCUGUGUCAUGGUUUCCUGUGCGUUCACUGUCCUUAGCACAUUUCUGAGUGCCCCCUCCAAGAUCUGGCAGGGAGAGGUUUCCCCACAAACUCACUCACACCCACAGAGCACCCACAAAUCUGUCCCUCAUACACAGGUCUCAGAUUAUAGACCAGUGUUGGCAACCGUAUUACAAGAUGCCGCAACUUUGAUCAAUCAGGAGUUGCUGCCGGAGGCUGUGCCAAGGAUCUGAGGUUUGGUCUGGGAUCCAGGGAAGAAUCCCAGUGUUAUUUCGAUUAGUGCUGUCUGCCAAACAGCUCAAACUUGAUUGGUAAUGUCUGCCAUAGGUGUGGGCUGGGAGGAUCAGUAUGGUACCUGCUCUUCUCUUUACAUUGUCCUUCUUCAGAGUCUGGGAGGAGCCCUCUGCCAGCUUCCAGCCUCCCCUCCAGCUUUCCAGCCACUGGGAGACAGAGCAGCAGCUUAGAACCCAGUGCUCCCCUGCUCUGCCAACUUCCCCCUUCUGAGAUGCAGCCAGAGCUCUGUGCCUGCUGCAAAGAUUCGGCUUGACCCUCCUCCCACCUCUCCCCUUCCCCCUCGCACCCUCCUGCUGUCCUGUCCCCACCAGUCCGGCCCUCCCUCCUGGUCUCUGAACUGGGUCUUUCCACAUUGUCCCUGUAUCCAGCUGCCUUGGAAAUUCUAUAAGUGAUACUAUGAACUCCCCAGCUACUGGGCAUCCCAGCGACCCAGGGAGCUGCGCAGCUUGUACCCCAGCCCAGCCUGAGAAGGGCCUGGGGCUUACCCCUCUCUAGGUCCAUCCACAAGCUUAGCUCCAACUUCCAGGCAGAGGCAAAGGGCUGGAGUGAGGGUGACACCCUCCCCCCAAAAAAAUCGGGUUGGCUAGGCAGGACUUAGGGUCAAAUUGGGCAGCUAUGGGGCUCCAGACUAGGAGUGCUCCAGGCUUCAGAGCCCUGUGGUCCCCAAGGCCCAGGAGAACCCGGGGCCUUCGAAGUAAGAAAAGCCAGGCAUCUUGUAUCACCCCUUUGGGGGCCCCCUGAGAGGAGGGGCUGGUCAAAGGGGAACACUGGGCGAGGUGGGUUCAAGGGUAGAUGUGAGACUCUCAUCCUUCUUCAGAGCUCUCCAGAAAGCGGCCAAGGAGUCCUGAUCUGCCCUCAAGGACCACACUGGGGCUGGAGAGGGGGAAGCAGGCUGGUAGCUAUUUGCAAGCCUGCCAGAGGGGGCGCCAGAAGGCAAAGCCCAGCCCCAGUCGGGCUGGAGCCUCUCCCAGGCCCCACCCACAACCGCCCACAACAGGUGCUAUUGGCAGUUUGGGGCUGCUGGGCGAAGGGGUGCUGGGGAGCAGAGUAAGUCUCCACUGAGAUUUUUCUCUGCCGAUAGCCCCCACCCCACCCCCACCGGGCCAGGGAAGACCUUACACUUCCUCACUCCGCCCUGUACCAAGGCCACCUUCCUGCUGUCUCUGGGAGAAUUCUUGGCCUCUCCCCAGCUUCCCUUGUCCCUUCUGUCCUCUUCAUACCUAAGGGGCCCAGACAGGACCCCCCCAAAAAACCUGCCGAGGCCCUAGCAACCCCCUCUCUCCAGAAGCCCCUUCUUGCCCUCCCCAGUGAGUCCUUUGUGGAAAAUCUAUUUUGAAAUCUGUAAAUGUUCCUUGCAGGAGAGAGCAGAGCUAAUUUAUCGUGUUUAUUGCCCGUGAGCCCCUCCCCUUUUAUAUUAUCUAUCAAGAAGGAGUUUUUGUAAUAUAAAACAGGACACCCACACUGAUGGUUUUGCACUGGUUUUUGUGACUGUUUCUUACAAAAAGAAAAAGGAACAAAGAAUAAAUAGUGAUCGUGA
Molecule: messenger RNA, 4286 nt
Organism: Phacochoerus africanus (Common warthog)
Lineage: Eukaryota; Metazoa; Chordata; Mammalia; Artiodactyla; Suidae
Gene: TSPAN18
Product: tetraspanin 18
Exons: 11
Coding region: 439-1185 (248 amino acids)
Cellular component (GO): membrane
Source: RefSeq, a predicted model, not a curated record